Molecule: messenger RNA, 1509 nt
Organism: Aspergillus terreus NIH2624
Lineage: Eukaryota; Fungi; Ascomycota; Eurotiomycetes; Eurotiales; Aspergillaceae
Product: DUF2434 domain-containing protein
Exons: 2
Coding region: 1-1509 (502 amino acids)
Source: RefSeq, a predicted model, not a curated record
AUGACCCUCCUGUAUGUGAGGGCCGUAGCGCCCUAUGAAGAUGGCGCCAAUGCCACCGACGUGGUCGUCAACAACGUGCAUUUCAAUCGCACUGCGCUGGACUUUUACAACUACAAGCUCUACACCAACGGGACGCUGUCCAACGGCUCCGAGUGCUAUCUCGCCUUCAACCAAUUCAAGCCGUUCAUGUUCUCCGAGAACGGCACUUUUGUCAACGGCACGUCCUGCUACUCUCCCCUCAAUAAUAUCGGCACGCACGCCUCAGCCGGCCUGGCGUUUAUCGUCUUGUUCGCCAUCUCCAUGUUCCUCACCCUGUUGAACCUCCGGAAGCACGGUCGGAGGUACCUCCCGACAGAACAACGGUGGAUCCUCAUGGGUCGCAGAUGGAAGUGGUACUGGCUGCUUUUCGUCGGCGCGUGCGGGCUCAUCAGCUGCAUCAUGAGCAUCGACGUCGACCGCGAGUACCUCCCCAGCUCCCCUAUCGUACUACAGUCCAUUUUCUACACCCUCCUCCUGCCGGGCCUGAUGGCGGCUGUAUGGGAAGCGGUGCGACACUGGGGCUCCUGGCAAGAGCGACAGAUCAUGGACCGCGAUCCCUACGCCUUCACAAAGACCAGCAACCGCAAACGCCAGGAACUCCUCCUCCCAUUCCUCUUCUACCUCUGCGCGAUCGUCAACUUCGUCCUGACGGUGCCGCGCAGCUGGGGCGCCAUCGAGCUGCAGCGCAGCACCGAACAGCAGGAACUGCACGCGGCCCCAGCCGCAACGGACAGCCGGUGGCGCGCAGCGGGGUUUGUCGCGAUCGCCGGCGUCCUCGUGAUCUGCUACAGCCUCGAGCACAGCCUGUACCGGUACCGGGCGCGGCCGCGCAGCACGGCGGGCCAGCUGCUGUUCUACGUGGAGGCGGCACCGUCGCAGUUCCUGGUGGCGAUCGUGCUGCUGGGCGUGAAGAUCGGGUACGCGAUCGCGGCCGCGUUCGACUUCCGCCUGUCGCCGCUGCGCUACAACGUCGGCUCGGGCUGGCUGUACGGGCUGGGCUACGCGCCCGCGCUGCUGAUCGUCCUGCUCUUCAACGUCUGCGGCUUCUGCGAGCUCAACGAGGACAAGGCCCUCAUCGCCCAGCGCGUCGAGAUCGACUCCGCCCUCGCCAGCUCCGUCGGCAUCGACCCUGCCCUCCAGAAACCACACUGGUGGAAGAAGGACCGCUGGCGCGCCUUCACCCGCGAGAUCUCCCGCCGCAAGUCGUCGUCCGCCCGCGAUAGCCCGCACGAUAUGAGCGGCUACCUCGAGAUGGGCGUCAUCAAGCCGCAGGAACAGCGCGCCCAGCAGACCGGUGACGGCAUCCUCGGCCCGGACCAGGAGAAGGAGGAUACGCGAGUCACGACCCGGACGGCUAGCCAGGCGAGCGGGUCGACCAGCUCCGGCGGGCCUGGUCUGGAGCGUCACCAGAUGGAGUAUGUCGUUCAGCCGGGUAAUGCGGACCAGUUGGAUGCCCGAAGGCAGAAUUAA